Molecule: messenger RNA, 448 nt
Organism: Diversispora eburnea
Lineage: Eukaryota; Fungi; Glomeromycota; Glomeromycetes; Diversisporales; Diversisporaceae
Source: the annotation of a GenBank genome assembly
AUGCACGAAAACCUUCAAACCAACACGAUUCCACAGGAAGAUAAUUCAAUUUCUAAUAUACAAACACCUUUACACCACCAACAAACACGCGAUCCAGCUUCUUCUCAACAAAGGUCACAAAUAGUCAUGGGUAUUGGACUUAAUACUUGGGUACCACCAACUGGAGCUACAACCACAGCAUCAGAUACUGUAACCACACAAUCAACAACUGCCACCAGAUAUAAUACAAAUGUACCAACUGUUCCCAAAAUCCCCGGAAGUUCAGAGGUUUUAACACAACAAACUGGGGUAACGAUGUUACAACAACCACCUUUUAAAUCUCCUUCAACGGUUCAACCCGUUUCAUUAGUAACUAUUUCUUCACUUUUAUCCCCUGACCCAAGAACCGAAGAACUUUUAAGUGCUUUAAGUAUUGACCAAUUAACGUUAAUUGAAAAAACUGUACAAA